Rhea pennata is the source of this 4104-nucleotide messenger RNA. RefSeq names its product ubiquitin conjugating enzyme E2 V1 (gene UBE2V1). Gene Ontology annotation, cellular component: nucleus. Gene Ontology annotation, biological process: protein K63-linked ubiquitination; DNA damage tolerance. NCBI's taxonomy places the organism in Eukaryota, Metazoa, Chordata, Aves, Rheiformes, Rheidae. The transcript has 4 exons. The record is from RefSeq and is a predicted model, not a curated record. Bases 68 to 505 code for a protein of 145 amino acids.
GCCGCACUUCCCGCGUUGAGGUGACGUGGGCGGGAGGGAGGCCGGGCUCCGGCGGCAGCGGCGCAAGAUGGCGGCCACCACGGGAGUAAAAGUUCCUCGUAAUUUUCGUCUGUUGGAAGAACUUGAAGAAGGUCAAAAAGGAGUAGGUGAUGGAACAGUUAGCUGGGGUCUUGAAGACGAUGAAGAUAUGACACUCACAAGAUGGACAGGAAUGAUUAUUGGGCCUCCAAGAACAAUUUACGAAAACAGAAUAUACAGCCUUAAAAUAGAAUGUGGGCCUAAGUAUCCAGAAGCACCUCCAUUUGUAAGAUUUGUAACAAAAAUUAAUAUGAAUGGAGUAAAUAGUUCUAAUGGAGUGGUGGACCCCAGAGCCAUAUCAGUCCUAGCAAAAUGGCAGAAUUCUUAUAGUAUCAAAGUUGUUCUGCAAGAGCUUCGGCGUCUAAUGAUGUCUAAAGAAAAUAUGAAACUUCCUCAGCCACCUGAAGGACAAUGUUACAGCAAUUAAUUAAAAAAAAAUCAUGCCCCCCCUUAUUCAAUUUAAGCUGUCUUCAUUUUCCACAGUAGUAAAUUUUCUAGAUGCAUCUUGUAGACCUCAAAAUACUGGAAAGGAAGUUUCCAUUCAAAGGAAGUUUUUCUUGAGAUACUGUAAAUGAUACUAAUUUUUUCAUUUGAAAUAUAAGUUGUGCUAUAACAUAUAAUCCUGUUGUGUAACCACUGUCCACAUAGCUGAACUUCUGGUAUCAGGAAAAGUCUAUUUAAAUUUAUUACUGUCGAGACCAGUGUGGCACAUCUAACUUAACUGUGAAACAUACAUCCCACAAUCACCUUGCUGUGUGUCUGGCCUGGGUUUUUUCUUUUUCUGUCUUUUGCAAUAGAGUCAAAGCUCAGGGCUAUUUAUUAGAGUAGACACAAAGGUUUUAGCUUCCAGUACUACACUGGGCGUUAUGGACUACUAAGGGGGAUGUGUGCUAACCUCAGUCAUCCCUCCCUUUGUGCUAUCUCUAGUAAAGGCUGAAUGUGACUGUGGUCAUUUUUGUUUUUGUAUUUUUUUUAAAUGUCCUGAUAAUAUGGGGCAAGCUUUUCUUCUUCCCUUUGGCCAAGGCGUAGAUUCUAUUUCUCUUCCUGGUCCCCCUCACCAGUAACAUGAGCUUUGGGUGAGGGAUUCAGGACUCUUUUAAUCUCUUCCCUCUUCCCCUCUUCACAGUAGGGGUGCUGCUUUCUUUUUGCCCCUUUUUGUGACUCUUCUCACCUCUGGUCAGCAGGGGUAACUGUUGGGGCAAUAACCAUACCUGUUCUCUCAUGCUUAUCCAUUUUGGUUUUGCGACAAAUUUAGUCUUCACCAGCCUGGGAAACGAGUAUCUGUUCUGCUGGCAAACUUAGAUUUCGCCUGCCCUCUGGCACUGCUGCCACACCGCCAAGCUGGCCACAGCUGAUGUUAUUAGAUAGGCUUUUGACAUGGUGAAAAGAGCAGUAAUUUACCAGGAUUGCUGAAAUCUUCUGCUGCCAAACUUUAAUGAGGAAACUGCACGUGGAGAUUCUAAAUAUACACUCCAGUUCAACUAGUUGCAUUUUGGUGCUUCAGACUGACCCAAGAAUGUUAAUUAACUGAAUAUUGCACUUAUGUUUUGCCCUUCUAAAGAUCUGACAACCACAGACAAAUCAAGUCAGCCUAGAUUUUAUUAGACUCUUUAAGUCUUAGAAGAGAAAACUCUUCAGUGAAGAUUUUUGGGAAGUGGUGUAUACAGCAGAUUAAGGACUUUUCUUGGCUUUGCAUCCUGGCAAAUCACUGCCUUUUCUGUUUUACUGUUUUGGACCACUAAUUGCUGAAAUGUGGAUGCAAGCUUAAAUACAAACAACCUAGUGUGUCCUCAGUUUUAUGAAAAAUUCAGUGUUUGUGUAAAAAAAAAAAAGAAAAAAGAAAAAAAGAAAUAAACACAUUUUAAAGCAGCAGCUAUCAAGUCAAUGAAAAUUUGAUGUUUCCAUUAACUCUUUUAAGGAAAAUAUUAGUUGUAAGGAUUUAACAUCCUAUGUAAUUAAAGUUUAACAUAACAGUAUUCCAUAAGCAGCCUUUUUAUUGUAUCAGACCAUUGCCUGAUUUUAAUAUAAUAAAAAGUGUGCAUUAAUAUUAGAAGGCUUUAAUUGUAUUUAUGUUUAGAAUUUUGAUCCCUUGUGGAAUUCUUGAUUUGUUGGAAGUAUCUUCCUACAGAUCUUGUUUGGUUAGCAGUGAAAUAUGAAAACUGGUGGUGAAAGGCAAUUGUCUUUACCCAGCUGCUGCUGCUGCUGUGCCUUUCAGCAUUCUGUGCAAAGGAGAAUCUUUAGCUUUAGCUUAAACUUCAAGCAGACUCAUAUAGACUUGACAGUUGGUAUUGUUUCUGUGAUAUUAAGGAACUGUUUAAAUGAAUUUCUAGACGCAUUUGCUAUCUGAAGGUACUCUGUUAUUGCAGCGACCUUUGUAUGCUGUAGUCAUUCGAAGGGAAUCAAAUCCACGUAUACCUGUACAUGUGUUAUAUUGACUGUCAGGUUAAAGAAGAACUUCACAGCCUGAAACUUUACCAGUUUCUCAAACAGUGAACUGUACAAAGCUGACCUUUCAAAAUCUGGAUAAAAAUGGGGCUGAGAAAUUUUGACCUUUUCAGGUAUAGUGUCUCUAUCAAAGAAGAUUGCCUGAAGGUACUUGUUGUGCGUUCACUUUAAAAUUUUGGUGAAACAAGUUUCUCCCUGGCUGUAGGAAUGUAAAAGGGAAUGACCUAUAUUUGUGAAACUUAAUGCUGUCUUCUAGCCUAAAAUAUUUUUCAAUCAUUUAAUAGCUCAGAGAGUAUCUGUGAAGACAAUGUGACUGAUACUUUGUUAACAUCUUGUGUGGGUGUAUUUAUUUAAAGUAGCUUGACAUCUGAAAAUGUUAAAUGAGAAUUGGAAGAAUGCUUGAUAAUUACAGUGCACUUCUGGAAUAUCUCUGUUUUUCAGAACUGUUGUAAGAAUGUCCUUGUCCUGUUCAGUAGGAUGUGGUGCAUGUUUGGCACCUUCCUCAACCUUCAUACUUCAAGUAAUGGUUUUAAAACUAUUGAGAUUGUCUGAUUUGUUUUGUAAGUUGUAAAGGUUAGAGUAUUCAUCCUCUUCGACCCUGAGCUGUGCUACUGUUGGAUCUAUGCUAGCAGGAGUCACAUUUUAACAAAAAUAUGAUAUAAAGUUGUGUGGUGCUUUGAAAAAACAUGUUUCACUUUAAAUUUACUUACCUAAGAGUUACUCUUUGAACGUAUCAGUGCUCCAAUAUGCUAAUGUUCCGGUUAAAAUCAAAUAGGAUUGAAUGGAAAAAUAACCUAGUAAAAGUUGGUUGGCUGCCGUUGCAUCUAUGUGUCUUAGCUUUGUCAAUGUUUGGGACUUUUGGAUUGUAUAGUGGAAGAGACCAGUCGUCCCACAAUCACCAUUUGAUACUAGUUGCUUGUUUAUGUUUCAGCAAUUAAGUGGGGAAAUGAACCCAUGUCUUACCUGUCUUUAUUCUACCUCUGGCAGUAUAAAGGCAAGGUUUUUGGCUGACCGCUGCUGAUCCUCAGUUUGUAUCCUGAACUGGUAUCUCUAAAGGGAAAGAUAUGAAGAGAUGAUAGAUAAAACAAAAAGUGUAUCAGCCAUAAAAUAUAUGUUGUUCCUUGGAGCAGAUUCUGCUGAAGGUGAUUGAAACAGUCCUCAGGGAAGAAGACUAAGCAAGAAGUCUCCAUGUGACUACCCUGUUAAUGGUUCCUUUAAGGAAUUGUAUAAUGCAUUAUUGUAGCAAAUAUUUUGUACUGGACACUUCAAAUAAGAAAAUUCACCUGUCUCUCAUUUCAGUGGACAUGGAAAAAAUAUUUGACUCAGCUAAUAGUAUGAAGACAGUAGAGGGAGCUAGCAAGCUUUACAACACUUCAGUCUGAGUAAGGUGCAAAUGCUGUUUAAUUUAAAUGUUAAGACCUCUUGUGAGAGACACUUCUCCUAUUUAUCCUGCAUCAAUUUUGAUUUUUAAAGCCUGUUAAUAUGACUGUCUCGCUAUGCAAGUAUUAGUUUGCUGGGGGAAAAUCAGUACUACAGUAAGAUUUUAAUUAUUAAUAAAGACUGAUUGUCAUUUGUUUCUUG